AUGGCCUGGGGGCUGCCCAGCACCGCCAGCCUGGCGCGCUUCUGCCAGAAGCUGAAUCGGCUAAAGACACUGGAGGAGCCCACCACGGAGACAUCGCUGCGGCGCCAUCUGACCACGCUGGACCUGACCCUUCAAGGUGUGGGUGCCUCCAUGGGCUUAGGCCUCUACGUGCUCACAGGCACUGUAGCCAAGUGGAUGGCUGGCCCUGCGGUGCUUGUGUCCUUCAGCUUGGCAGCUGUGGCCUCCCUGCUCACAGCCUUAUGCUACGCGGAGCUUGCAGUACGUGUGCCCUGCAGAGGCUCUGGCUACCUCUUCACCUAUGUGUUCCUGGGUGAGCUGUGGGCCUUCCUUGUUGGCUGGACUGUGCUCAUCCAGUGCCUCUUUGGUGGAGCUGCCAUGGCCCGCGCCUGGAGCGGCUACCUGGAUGCCAUGCUUAGCCACCACAUCCAGAGCUUCACCGAGGUCCAUGUGGGCAUCUGGCAGGUGCCCAUCCUGGCCCAGUAUCCAGACUUCUUGGCUGCUGCCAUCAUACUUUUAGUGUUGGCUUUCGUCUCCUGUGGAGGCCGUGUCUCUUCUUGGCUCAACAGCACCUUCUCUGCCAUCAGUCUGGUCGUCAUCCUCUUCAUCAUCAUCCUGGGGUUCGUCCUGGCCCGCCCGCACAACUGGAGCGCUGAGGAGGGCGGCUUUGCGCCCUUUGGCUUCUCGGGCAUCAUGACUGGUGCCGCUGCCUGCUUCUACGCCUUUGUGGGUUUUGGUGCCAUUGCUACCUCCAGUGUUGAGGCCCAGAACCCAAAGCGAACGGUGCCUUUGGCCCUCGCCAUCUCAGUUGGUGUGGUGGCUGGUGCUAACAUCCUCGUCUCCACAGUCCUCACCCUCAUGGUGCCCUGGCAAAGCCUGGAGCCUGACUGGGCACUCGCUGAUGCCUUCCACCAGCGGGGCUAUAGCUGGGCAGGUGUCAUCGUGGCGGCUGGUGCCAUCUGCGCCAUGACCACUCUCCUGCUCAACAUCCUCUUGUUCGUGCCACGCAUGGUCUGUGCCAUGGCUGCCGAUGGGCUCUUCUUCCAGGUGUUUGCCUGCGUGCACCCCCGGACUCAGGUGCCUUUGGUGAGCCUCUUGGUGUUUGGGGUCCUCAUGGCUUUCCUGGCGCUGCUGCUGGACCUCCAGGCACUGUUCCAGUUCCUGACCAUUGGAACAAUGCUGAGCCUCACUGUCCUGACCACCAGCAUUAUCACGCUACGCUUCCGAAAGUCCCCUCCAUCCAAUUCUCAGGGCCCAGGCAGCCCUGUGGUCAUCGAGCCUGGUCAGCUGCGACCAGCCCUGAGGCCCUACCUCCGCUUCCUGGAUGGGUGCGGACCUGGAUCCGCUGUGGCUUGGGCGCUCGGUGUCCUGGUGGCCUCAGCCAUCACCCUGGACUGCGUGCUGGUCUUCGGGGACUCGGUCCUGCACCUCCCAACCUGGGGCUACACCCUGCUGCUCCUGCUCAGCUCCAUCACAUUUCUGCUCAGUCUCCUCGUCCUGGGGGCCCACCAGCAGCAGCGCCGGCAGGACACCUUUCAGGUUCCCAUGGUGCCCCUGACUCCUGCCCUGAGCAUCCUCCUCAACAUCUUCCUCAUGCUGCACCUGAGCUACGUGACCUGGCUGUACUUCUCCAUCUGGCUGCUGAUCGGACUCGCAGUGUAUUUUGGCUAUGGCAUCUGGCACAGCAAGGAGAACCAGCGGGAGCAGCCGGGGUUGACUGUCCCACAUGGCAGCCUGGAGGAGAUGGUGCCAGCCCUGCAGCCCCCCAACCAGACACCGGCCCAGGAGCCCGGUCACACGGAGCGGCCUGCCAGUCCAUGA
Molecule: messenger RNA, 1839 nt
Organism: Equus quagga
Lineage: Eukaryota; Metazoa; Chordata; Mammalia; Perissodactyla; Equidae
Product: cationic amino acid transporter 4-like
Exons: 4
Coding region: 1-1839 (612 amino acids)
Biological process (GO): transmembrane transport; amino acid transport
Cellular component (GO): plasma membrane
Molecular function (GO): amino acid transmembrane transporter activity
Source: RefSeq, a predicted model, not a curated record